Molecule: messenger RNA, 420 nt
Organism: Trypanosoma rangeli
Lineage: Eukaryota; Euglenozoa; Kinetoplastea; Trypanosomatida; Trypanosomatidae
Product: succinate dehydrogenase subunit
Exons: 1
Coding region: 1-420 (139 amino acids)
Source: RefSeq, a predicted model, not a curated record
AUGCGGCGCAGUGUGCUUCGACUGACGGGGCACGGUGGUGCCUUUGCGUUGUGCGCGACGCUGCGGAGCCCGCCGGAUGCGGCCGCACCAGCGGCCGCGCCGGUGAAGGACCCGAAGGACUUCAAGAUACAGCCCAUGCAGCUGCACGCGCGUUCUACGCACAUGUACGAGGCGAGUGCGCAGGGAGCCGAGGUGGGUGCCCGCAACGAGGCCGCCUGCAUGAAUUACGAGGCCUUUAAGCCGCACGACCUCAACGGCAUGCUGGCGAUGCCGCACCUCGUCAACCUGCUCACCAUCACACCGCUCUACUGCGCCAUCGUCUGCGUUGCCAGCGUGGCGUGGGGCAUCGUAUACUGGGACUUGUACUGCCGCCGCACGUACGAGACGGUCCUUGUCGCCAGGCCGGAGUCACUGCGUUGA